AUGAGACUGGAUGGAGAUGUUGAUAAGGAUUUGGAAUUUGCUCUUGUGGGAGAAGGAGCUGAAGUUUAUACUGGACAAGAAGGGCUAGAAAGAGAGACAUUUGACUCUGCGAGCGAGGUCACCUACGACGACGUGGGGGGCCUUCGCCGCGAAGUGCAGCUGCUGCGCGAAUUCGUCGAGCUGCCCCUUCGCUUCCCCAACGUCUUCAAACAGAUGGGCAUUUCGACCCCCCGCGGCGUUUUGCUGCACGGAGCUUCUGGAGUUGGCAAAACCCUUUUGGCAAAAGCAGUGGCCACGGAGUGUGGGGCCAACUUCCUCGUCGUGAACGGGCCAGAAAUCAUGUCGCGGAUGGCUGGAGAGACUGAGGCGAACCUGCGGCGAGUCUUCGAAGAAGCAGCAAACUUGUCUCCUUGUCUUCUCUUCAUUGACGAAAUUGACUCAAUUGCUGCCAAGCGCGAAAAGGCCCACGGCGAACUCGAAAAGCGGCUCGUCGCCCAGCUGCUGACUUUGAUGGACGGAAUUGGAGCUAAUAAGAACGUCGUCGUUUUAGCUGCAACAAAUCGGCCCAACCAGCUGGACCCCGCUCUCCGCCGGUUUGGGCGUUUUGACCGGGAAAUUGAAGUGCCCGUGCCGGACGCUGCGGGCCGUUUGGAAAUCCUCAAGAAGAAGACACAGCGCAUGCGUUUAGCAGCAAAUGUGGACCUGCAGCGGCUAGCAGCAGAUGCCCACGGCUUCGUGGGCGCAGACCUCGAGCAGCUCUGCCUCGAAGCUGCGCUGCUGUGUCUUCGCCAGCAGCUGCAGCACAUCGACUUCGACAAAGACGCCGUCGACCCCCAGGUCAGCAGCAGCAGCAGCAGCAGCAGCAGCAGCAGUUGCAGUGGAUGCAGUUCGGCAGCAGCAGCAGCAGUUGCAGUGGAUGCAGUUGUGACAGCAGCAGCAGCAGCAGCAGCAGCAGUUGCAGUGGAUGCAGUUGUGACAGCAGCAGCAGCAGCAGCAGCAGCAGCAGCAGCAGUUGCAGUGGAUGCAGUUGUGACAGCAGCAGCAGCAGCAGCAGCAACAGCAGUUGCAGUGGAUGCAGUUGUGGCAGCAGCAGAAGCAGCAGCAGCAACUGCUGCUGCAGCAGCAGUUGCAGCAGGUGUAGUUGCAGUAGGUGCAGGUGCAGGAGUUGCAGUUGCAGCAGAAGUUGCAGUGCUGCAGCGGCUGGAGGUGGGGCAGCAGCACUUCGUGGCAGCCUUAGCUGCUGUCAAUCCCAGCGCGCUGCGAGAAAGACAUGUAGAAGUGCCCAAUGUGCGCUGGGGGGACAUCGGGGGGCUCGAGGAAGUCAAACGCGAACUCAAAGAAACAGUGCAGUACCCAGUGGAGCACGGAGAGAAGUUCCGGCAGUUCGGGCUGCAGCCCUCGCGGGGCGUUUUGUUUUAUGGGCCUCCGGGCUGCGGCAAAACGCUGCUGGCCAAGGCCGUGGCCAACGAGUGCAAGGCCAACUUCAUUUCCGUGAAAGGGCCGGAGUUGCUGACGAUGUGGUUUGGAGAAGCUGCUGCUCCUUGCAUUAUCUUUUUCGACGAAAUUGAUUCAAUUGCAAAAACCAGAGGCAGCGGAGGCGGAGGGUCUGGAAGCGAGGCUUCAGACCGCGUCAUAAAUCAAAUACUGACGGAGAUAGAUGGAAUUGGAAAGCAGAAGCAAAUCUUCAUCAUUGGAGCCACCAACAGGCCGGACAUCCUGGACCCUGCGGUGACUCGCCCGGGGCGUCUUGACCAGCUGCUGUACAUUCCUUUGCCGGAUUUGAAAAGUCGAGAAAGUAUUUUAAAAGCAAAUUUAAAAAGAACUCCAAUUGCUGCUGAUGUCGACAUCAACAAACUCGCCACCCUCACUGACGGCUUCUCAGGUGACCCGCAGCAGCAGCAGCAGCAGAAGCAGCUGCUGAAGCAGCAGCAGCAGGAGCAGCUGCUGCAGCAGCAGCAGCAGAAGCAGCUGCUGCAGCAGCAGCAGCAGAAGCAGCUGCUGCAGCAGCAGCAGCGUAGCAGCAGCAGCAGCAGCCGCACCCGCUGCAGCAGCCGCUGCAGCAGAAGUGGCAAAACUAGAGCGGAUUUGACGGGGCUGUGUCAGCGGGCGGCGAAGUUUGCAAUUAGAGAAAGUAUUGAAAGAGAAGAAAAAGGAAAAAGUCCUUUGAAGGAACUUUCCAAAAGGCACUUCGACCUCGCAGCCAAAGACGCAAGGCGGUCUGUGCCCCCCCACGUGGUUGCUGCUUACGAGGAGUUCCGCCGCAGAUACAAAACGGGCAGCAGCAGCGACGAAAUGCCAGCAGCAGCACAAACGGAAGACUGCAGCAGCAGCAGCAGCAGCAGCAGCAGCAGCAGUUCUGCUGCUGCAGCUGCAGCAGUUAUAGCAGCAGCAGCAGUGCUGCUGCUGCAUCUGGGGACAACAGCCUUGCUGCAGAAGUCUGCAGUGGCCUCGUGCAUCUUCGUCUCCAGUUUCUCUCGCGGCUGCCUGAGGCAGCAGCAGCAGCAGCAACAGCAGCAACAGCAGCAGCAGCAGCAGCAACAGCAGCAGCAGCAGCAACAGCAGCAGCAGCAGCAGCAACAGCAGCAGCAGCAGCAGUGUCUUCUGCUGCUGUCUGUCUCUCGGCAGCUGCUGCUGCUGUCGCUGCACCGGCAGCAGCAGCAGCAGCAGCAGCAGCUACUGCUGCUGCUGCACCACGUGGCAAUGUCUCGGUCGAAAAAGUAUUCAGCAGUAGCUGCAGCAGCAGUAGCUGCAGCAGCAGUAGCUGCAGCAGCAGUAGCUGCAGCAGCAGUAGCCGCAGCAGCAGCUGCUGCAGUGGCUGCAGCAGUAGCUAAAGCAGUACCAGCAGCAGGAGCUACAGCAGUGCCUGCAUCUGCAGCUGCAUCAGUAGCCACAGCAAGAGCUGCAGCAGAAGCAGCAGCAGAAGCUGCAGCAGAAGCUGCAGCAGUAGCUGCAGCAGUAGCUGCAGCAGAAGCUGCAGCAGAAGCUGCAGCAGUAGCUGCAGCAGAAGCAACAGCAGAGCAGCAGCAGAAGCUGCAGAGGAAGAAGCAAAGGCAGCAGCAGUGA
Eimeria necatrix is the source of this 3063-nucleotide messenger RNA. Its product is annotated as cell division protein 48, putative. Bases 1 to 3063 code for a protein of 1020 amino acids. The record is from RefSeq and is a predicted model, not a curated record. Gene Ontology annotation, cellular component: cytosol; VCP-NPL4-UFD1 AAA ATPase complex; nucleus. Gene Ontology annotation, biological process: retrograde protein transport, ER to cytosol; mitotic spindle disassembly; autophagosome maturation. Lineage: Eukaryota; Apicomplexa; Conoidasida; Eucoccidiorida; Eimeriidae. The transcript is spliced from 18 exons. Gene Ontology annotation, molecular function: polyubiquitin modification-dependent protein binding; ATP hydrolysis activity; ATP binding.